Messenger RNA from Fusarium vanettenii 77-13-4, 1548 nucleotides. RefSeq lists its product as uncharacterized. The coding region runs from base 26 to 1489 and encodes 487 amino acids. NCBI's taxonomy places the organism in Eukaryota, Fungi, Ascomycota, Sordariomycetes, Hypocreales, Nectriaceae. Gene Ontology annotation, cellular component: cytoplasm. The transcript is spliced from 4 exons. The record is from RefSeq and is a predicted model, not a curated record. Gene Ontology annotation, molecular function: cystathionine beta-synthase activity; cysteine synthase activity.
CAAAGUCAAAGUACACACACACAACAUGGCAGUCUCUAACCCUCUCAACGUCUUCAAGGGCCCUGAUGCUCUUCGUCAGUUCUUUGAUCCUGAUGAACAGCCUCCGGUCCCCUUGGUCGAGUUGCCCGACACUCUGAACCCAUUUCGAAAGGACAAUGUGCGCAUCUACGCCAAGCUGCUCACGUUUCUUCCAGCCCAGAACGUCAAGGCGCUUCCAGCUGUCAACAUGCUCCUCCAUGACCCUUCCGCCGCCAACAAGUCCGUUUUCGAGGUUAGCUCCGGAUCGACCGUCACCUCGCUCGCCAUCGCCAACCGAGUCCUCUACAACAACGAUGAUACAACUGCAUAUGUCUCAAAUAAGGCUGCGAUAGACCGUGUUCGGGAACUGCAGUUCUUUGGUCUCAAGGUGAUGCUCUACGGUGGCCCAACUUACACCGACACCACCGACAUCAGGGGGCCGGUAGAGUGGGCCAGAAACCUAGGCAAGAGUUCGGACAAGGUGGUCAACCUCGGCCAGUACGACAGUGUGUGGAACUGGAAGUCCCAUGAGCGCUGGACUGGCCCUCAGAUUCUCAAGCAGCUGCCGGAGAUCGACAUCUUCUGCAUGGGCAUGGGUAGCACAGGGUGUGUCACCGGCACUGGCAUGUACCUCAAGUCCCAGAAGCCCAAGGUCAAGGUGUUGGGUGUCUGCAAUGUCGAGGCCGAUAUUGUACCAGGCCCUCGGGAGCGUCCCAUGCAUGAGACGAGCCCGUUCCCCUGGAAGGAGGUCGUGGACGAGACCGAGAUUGUCAGCUCCAAGGAGUCGUACAGACUGUCCAUGCAUCUUUCCCGGGAGGGCAUCAUUUCUGGUCCUUCAAGUGGCAUGAACCUUGGCGGUCUGCUCCAGUUCAUCCAGGCCGCCAAGGACAAGGGAGCUCUCAGCAGCUACGCUGACCCUAUCACGGGUGAAGUCUCUUGCGUCUUUGUUUGCUGUGAUCUACCACAGAAGCAUAUGGACACGUACUUCCAGAAGCUGCCUGACAGUGAGUUCAAGGAGAUUGGCAACCGAGAACUGUUUGAUGUCGAUCAACACGUGUAUAGCUUCAGAUGGGAAGCCGAUCCCGAGGCUAUCCACCCGACUGACCCAGAAGUCAUGGCUCCCAUUCGCUGCAUCGACCUGCGUUCCCCAGAGGACUUUGAAGAAUGCCAUGUACAGGGCGCCUUCACGUCCCCACUGGAAGGUUUGACGCCCAAGAGCACAUCAGUCUUUGAGUUUGGGGAACCCAACGUCCUCAUUGACCAGUGGAAGAAGCUCAAGGCCAAGAUUGAAGAUUCAGGUGUCUCAAAGUGGUUAUCAGCUGCAACAAAUCCCCUGCUGGUUCUAGACUAUGAUGGUAACACGUCAAGGGUCAUGGCUGCAGCCUUGAGAGCGCAAGGCUUCGAAGCUUACUCGUUCAAGGAUGGCAUGUCUGGCUUGGCCAAGUGGCUCAGCAGCAAACAGUCUACAUGAGUUAAAAAUUGUGUAAUGCGAUAGUUCAGUAAGCAGGAAUUAGAAUGAUUUUUAACUAG